AUGGCAUCCCGUAAGGAAGAUAUGAUUAAUGAAAUUAAGUUUAUUGGUGAUUUAUUUUUAGGGAGAGGAUAUCCUGGACAUUUAGUUAAGGAUAUUACUGAAUAUGUAUCGAGUGAAUGGGGGAGGAAAUAUGUACUCCUUUUGGGGAUUGGUAUCACUGCACCUAUCAAUCAAAGUGGAACAAAUGAUGGUUACCAGAGGGCUUGCAUUUUGGGAUACAGCCAAUAUGCAGGAGAAAUAAGAAAUAUAAUUGAGAAAAACUGGAACAUUAUAACAAGUGAUGAAACAUUGAGUGGUAAAAUUGAGGAGAAACCUACAUUUGUUUACAAAACUGGGAUGAAUAUUAAAACAAUGAUAGAAAGUAGAAGUACCAAUAAAUGGGGGAGGAAUAUUAGCAAGGAAGGUACAAAAAAAUGUGGACACUGUAAUCAGUGUUCAUACAUGAUGGAGGAUGAGCAGAUAUGCUUGGACAACAUAAUGGGAGAUGGUAUGUUACAUUGGAAACAUGCUAAAAAGGCAGAGGAAAUUGACGAUCCUUCUCCUUCUGUAGAGGUAGAGAUAGCAGCUUAUGUUUUGCUUGCCUUGAUGUCAGUUCCUAAUCCAUCUUCAGAUGACUUUACGUCUGCGGCGAUGAUUGUGAAGUGGAUUACCAAGCAGCAGGGUCCAUAUGGUGGUUUUGAUUCUACACAGGACACAGUUGUGGCCCUUCAAGCUCUGUCCAAGUAUAGUGGAUGGGCAUUUAAUGGCAAAAGUCAUGUGACAGUGAGUAUCAGGUCUAAGAAAAAUGUAGUGGAAAAUUUUGUGGUGAACAACAACAACCGUCUACUGCUUCAGCGAGCAACUCUGACAGAUAUUCCUGGAAACUACACAGCUGAAAUCAGUGGAGAUGGAUGCAUACUUCUUCAGACCACUUUGAAAUACAACAUUCCACCUCCAGUGAAAGUGUCUGCCUUUGCCAUUCAAGUGGAAACUGAUCCUAGUAACUGCACAUCGUUAUCAGUGGUUAAUUUUAAUGUCAUUAUCACUGUAAGCUAUACUGGUGAACGGAACGUUUCUAAUAUGGCCAUCAUUGAGGUGAAGAUGUUAUCAGGUUACAUCCCAGACAAGAAAUCAGUUAAGAAGCUUCAGUCUGAUAACCCAGUGGUGCAGAGGACAGAGGUGAAGACACAUGAAGUCAUCAUCUACCUAGAAGAGCUGAGUCAUGAAACAAAGAAGUUUGUAUUUCAUGUAGAAGAAGAGAUCCCUGUCAAAAAUCUGAAGCCAGCGAUGGUCAAAAUUUAUGAUUAUUAUAAUGAGAGAGCUGAUAAUGCAGUUACACAAUACACUGCCCCAUGCAGUAAAAAAGCAGAAACAUAAACAGAACAAAUGCUGAUCCUGACUUAAAUAUAAUAAUUCUUCAUGAGAAACUGUGAUGUUAACAUGACGUAUGAAGAAAACAGCACAAGCUGAUCCUUUUAUUCACAACAGUCCUUCCUGAGAAACUAUGAUAAUGCAUGAAGUAUUAUGAAAGGACAGAACUGACCAGAAAUGGCAUUGCAGUAUUACAAUUUAUACAUAACAGAUGGCAUAGUAAAACACAGAGCUGUGUUUUGCUUUUAAAGUUUGGUGAAACAAUCUUUUGCAAAAGUGAUUCAUCAGCAUUACUGACUACCAUACAUUAUUUCCUAACCAUAUAUUUAUAUGAACACUGUAGUAAAACAUUAUUUUAUAAACAUCAUUUCAUUUCUAUUUACCUUAAAAAAUGUUGUAUACUGUUUCACUGUGGAGGUUAAUACAAGUGAAAUGUAAACAAAAAUGUAUGACUACAUUUAGGUAACCUUUAUGUUUCUACAGAUGUAGGUCUAAAUAAAGUGACCAUAAAUAUUAAUAAAAUAUGAUUCAUGAGAUACAAAAGA
Messenger RNA from Protopterus annectens (West African lungfish), 1895 nucleotides. Its product is annotated as alpha-2-macroglobulin-like. The record is from RefSeq and is a predicted model, not a curated record. Gene Ontology annotation, cellular component: extracellular region. Lineage: Eukaryota; Metazoa; Chordata; Ceratodontiformes; Protopteridae. The transcript is spliced from 9 exons. Bases 1 to 1356 code for a protein of 451 amino acids.